AUGGAUCAUUGCGAUGCCAUUGAGAAGCUUCGCAGCGCCGGUCACGCCCGAGUUAACAUCGAAGGCUGCAAUGACUCGGUCUUCAACUUUAUCUCGCAAGCCUCGCUUGACGAACUGACGCCGCUCUUGCAGCGGCUCCGCGAGUUUCAGGUGACGGAGCAAACUCAACUCCCAUAUACCUGUACCGGCUUUCUUCAGCUGGACAGCGACUGCUAUCAUCGGGCCGAGAUCUUGUCACAGUUUUCCUCGUCUGCAGCCCCACUACUGGUGGACUUGUACACCAUUGGCGAUGAGCGCAAGCACCAGUUUGUAUACAAGCGCGAGGAUCUGGACGACGAUACAUUUGUGGCCAGCAUGUUUGUGGUCCUCAAUCGCUUGCUGGAUAAGCUCAAAGUCGACAGCAGCCACCGCUUGGGUAGCACCAAUGCCUACAUGACCAUGGCGCCCGAUGUGAUCGAUGUGGAUCAGGUCUUUGAGGCUCAGGCCAAGGGGUACACGAGUCAAGACAUGCUCUCGAAACCACCUGAUAGCGACUCGUCACCGCUGCCAUCAGCCAACCAAGCCACCCUCAGCGUGGUGAAAAAGUACCGAAACUUUGCGGAAUUGCCAGAAAUGGAUCUCGACAAGAUUGGCGAGUCCGAGGCACAGGAGAUGGAGACAACGGCGCAGGAUGUCGACGAUCAUGAUGAUGAGAUGGAUGACGCAUCUUCGUCGCCACCACCCAAGAAAGAGCCGCGCAGCAGUUUUACAAUUCAGUUGCCCGAUCUGAGCGAUGCUGUCACGCGUGCCGACUUUUUGAAGGCCCAUCCAUACUUGCGCGUGCCGUGCUACGCCGUCUAUUCUUUUCACUACGCGCAUGUGAACAGCGUCGACUCCAAGGGGCCAGCACCCGAGCCCUGUGGCUUGAUGGAGUGCGUGCCCGGUGAGCCUCUCAGCAAAUUUACCGAGGCGGAGGUCGUGGCGCUUCUGCAGUCCCACAAGGAUGUGGUGGCGCUGCUAGACACUCUGGCAGCAUCUUUGGCCGCAGCAUAUUUUGUGGGUCUGCGUGACCGGCAUUACGACAACUACAUGAUCACCACCAACGGGCUGUUCUGCCACAUUGACUUGGGCAACUUUGCCAAUGAGCGCGCCUUUAUGGAUGCCAAGAGCAUUAGUGUGACACCGACCAUGGUGCGCGCCAUCAAACGCUUUGAUCCCGAUGCGUGGGAGUACGUGGCGCAAAUGGCCAAGGGCGUGAUGCAGAUUUUCCAAGCCCAUCUGGAGGCCUUGUUAAUCCAGGCCGAGCAGCUGGACAGUGCGCGCUUUGAGCGCCUCGAGUCUUACGUGCGCCGCCAUGUCGCGCCAAAGGGUUCACCAGAAAAGGUUUAUCGCAUGGUGCUGCGGGCCGACCGGUUCCGCACCAAUGUGAAGAACUUUAUGCACGUAUGUGGCGGUGCCGGUGAGCAAGCUUAUGCACGGCCAGUCAUAGUCUUGGAGCACGCCUUGAAGCGCGUGCGUGCGUGUGUGUGUGUGUGUGUGUGUGUGUGUGUGAGUGAGUGA
Messenger RNA from Monosiga brevicollis MX1, 1539 nucleotides. RefSeq lists its product as uncharacterized. The record is from RefSeq and is a predicted model, not a curated record. NCBI's taxonomy places the organism in Eukaryota, Choanoflagellata, Craspedida, Salpingoecidae. Bases 1 to 1539 code for a protein of 512 amino acids. The transcript has 11 exons.